AUGGAAGAAUGGUGGUGGCUUUGGCACGCAUCUCUGACUGUGGAGGCCUUGAUGUUCAUGACUCCUGAGGCUUCGGCACAUCCUGACCAGGGACAGAAGGCAUUAGAAGAAAAGGUCAGACAGCUGAUGGACUGGACUAAGAGAGACAGGGUGAUGAGGAUGAACACUGCCGCCUUCAACCACUUUGUAUUAGAAAAGCCAAGAAACUACUCCGUUAUUGCGAUGUUUACUGCUCUCCAGAGGUUUAGUUCAUGUGCACCAUGCAAACUUGCUGUUGAAGAAUUUCAGAUCUUGGCAGGUUCCUGGCAGUUCUCCAGUGCAUUUAGCAACAAGGUAUUUUUUGCUAUGCUGGAUUUUGAUGAAAGCCCUGAGGUCUUUAAAACGCUCCAGGUGAAGGGAGGUCCAGUUGUCCUCCAUCUUCCUGCUAAAAGUAAAUUCACGGCAGCUGACAUUUAUAAUUUCCAAGUAAGGGAUAUCUCUGCGCAGCAUAUGUUCACAUGGGCAGACGACAGAACUGGGAGAUGGAUGGGCAAUUUCACAACCAGACAGCUUAUACAUUUUCACUAUCCCUUCAAGUUAGGGAUAUCUUUGGCUCUCAUCGGUGGACUUGUGUAUGUAUUGAAAUGGAAGAGGACAUUUAUUUUUAGCAAAAAUUUUUGGGCCGUUUUAGCUCUGUGUUUUGUAAUCUUGAUGUCAUCUGGUCGAAUGUGGAUUCAUAUACGAGGAGCCCCGUUUGCUGAAAGCAAAACUCACACAGGACAGACACAUUAUAUUCAAGACACGUAUUUCUUUCAGUGUGUAGCAGAAAUGUACAUCAUUUCUCUGUUUUAUAUGUGCCUUACCCUGGGAAUGGUGCUGUUAGAUACAGCUGCCACCUCUCGUAUGAACAUGAUAAGGAGGAAGAUAAUGUCCGUGACUGGUAUGUGUCUAGUCGUCAUCUUCUUCAGCUGGCUGCUUUCUUUCGUGAGAAUUAAGUAUCAUGUCUAUCCAUUCAGAAUUCUCAUGAAUUAA
This is a messenger RNA of Budorcas taxicolor (takin), 1011 nucleotides long. RefSeq names its product magnesium transporter protein 1-like. Gene Ontology annotation, cellular component: oligosaccharyltransferase complex. The transcript has a single exon. Lineage: Eukaryota; Metazoa; Chordata; Mammalia; Artiodactyla; Bovidae. The record is from RefSeq and is a predicted model, not a curated record. The coding region runs from base 1 to 1011 and encodes 336 amino acids.